AUGAGUGACGAAAAAGGCCUGGGGCUGUCCCAGAAGUUGGUUUCUCCUUCUAGGAGCACCAGCAGCUGCUCCUCCAAGCAGGGGAGCCGACAGGAUAGCUGGGAAGUGGUGGAAGGACUCCGGGGAGAGAUGACUUGCACCCAGGAGCCUCAAAUCCAGAAGGGCUUCCUGCUGAAGAAGAGGAAGUGGCCUCUCAAGGGCUGGCACAAGAGAUUCUUCUUCUUGGAGAAAGGGAUCUUGAAGUAUGCCAAGAACUUGGCUGACGUAGAGAGGGAGAAGCUCCAUGGAUCCAUCGAUGUCGGGCUCUCUGUGAUGUCCGUCAAGAAGUCUUCGAAAUGCAUAGACCUCGAUACAGAGGAACACAUCUACCAUCUCAAGGUGAAGUCCGAGGAAGUCUUUGAUGAGUGGGUGGCCAAGCUCCGUCACCACCGAGUAUAUCGUCAAAAUGAGAUCGCCAUGUUCCCACGAGAUGUGAACCAUUUCUUCCCUGGGUCCACUGUCACAGACUCUGCCUCUGGAGUAUUUGACUCUGUUUCAAGUAGGAAGCGCAGCAGUAUAUCAAAGCAGAGUUCACUGCAGACGGGAAGCAGUCUGUCGUUCGGUUGUGGAGAAGCCCGAGUCCCCAUAUGGCCCCAUUCUUCCGAAGACAUGGAAAAAUGCUCCAAAGACCUGGCCCACUGUCACACCUACUUGAUAGAAAUGAGCCAACUUCUCCAGAGCAUGGAGGUUCUUCACAGGACUUACUCUGCACCGGCGAUAAAUGCUCUUCAGGGUGGCGCUUUUGAAAGUCCCAAAAAGGAAAAAAGACCCCACAGACGGUGGAGGGCAAGAGCUAUUAGCAAAGAGGCCAAAGGAAUGCUGCAGGUCCCCAAGCCUUAUUCUGGCCCAGUCAGGCUUCACGCGUCCAAUCCGAAUUUGUCAACGCUCGAUUUUGGGGAAGACAAAAAUUAUUCCGAUGGCUCCGAAACCUCCUCAGAAUUUUCCAAAAUGCAAGAAGACUUGUGUCACAUUGCACACAAAGUUUACUUCACCUUAAAGUCGGCUUUCAAUACCCUGUCAAACGAGAGGGAGAAACUGAAGCAGAUCACGGACCACGAUUAUUCCUCCUCCCCGUCUGCGCAGAUUGUGGGUCUCAAGCAUGCCUUAUCAUCCGAGAUCUCUGGAGAAGAAGGCAGAGCCCUCGUCCAUCAGCUCUCCAAUGAAAGUCGGCUCUCCAUCACAGACUCCCUUUCUGAGUUUUUUGAUGCCCAAGAAGUCUUACUCUCGCCAAGCUCCUCAGAAAAUGAGGCCUCCGAUGAUGACUCAUACGUCAGCGAUGUAAGCGAUAACGCCUCAGUGGAUAACCUCAGCAAUGAUUUGGAUAGUGAGAGACAGACUUUGGGUCCCAUUCUUGAAAGUGACCCAAGAGGCCAGACCCAACGCCGGACCUGCUUGCCGGCACCCUGCCCCAAUACCAGCAACAUCAGCCUCUGGAAUAUUUUGAGAAACAACAUUGGGAAGGACCUGUCCAAGGUGGCCAUGCCUGUGGAGCUGAAUGAGCCUCUGAGUGCCCUGCAGCGCCUCUGCGAGGAGCUGGAAUACAGUGAGCUUUUGGACCAGGCAUCCAGGACCCCGGACCCACUGGAAAGGAUGGUGUACGUGGCGGCCUUUGCCGUUUCUGCCUAUGCAUCCAGCUAUUUCCGAGCAGGGAGCAAACCCUUCAAUCCAGUGCUCGGAGAGACCUAUGAAUGUAUCCACGAGGAGAAGGGCUUCCAGUAUUUUUCAGAGCAGGUCAGCCACCACCCCCCCAUCUCGGCCUGCCACGCAGAGUCCGCCAACUUCGUGUUCUGGCAAGAUGUGAGAUGGAAAAACAAAUUCUGGGGCAAAUCCAUGGAAAUUGUUCCAGUUGGCACGACCCAUGUCACUCUUCCUGCUUUUGGUGACCAUUUCGAGUGGAACAAAGUGACCUCCUGCAUUCACAACAUCCUCAGUGGCCAGAGAUGGAUUGAGCACUACGGUGAAAUCAUCAUUAAGAAUCUAAAUGAAGAUUCCUGCCACUGCAAAGUGAACUUUAUUAAGGCCAAGUACUGGAGCACCAACUCCCACGAGAUCGAGGGUACAGUCUUUGACAAGGCUGGCAAAGCCGUGCGGCGUCUCUUUGGGAAGUGGCACGAGAGCAUCUAUAGUGGCACCCGGUCCUCAUCCACCUGUAUCUGGAGAGCACACCCCAUGCCGAAGGGGCACGAGCAGUAUUAUGGCUUUACCCAGUUCGCCCUGGAGCUGAACGAGCUGGACUCCCUGACCAGACCACACCUCCCCCCCACGGACACGCGGUUCCGGCCAGACCAAAGGUUGUUAGAAGAAGGGAACUUGGAAGAAGCAGAAACCCAGAAGCAAAGGGUUGAGCAACUGCAGAGGGAACGACGGCGGGUCAUGGAAGAGAAUAACCUGGAGCAUCAACCUCGGUUUUUCAGGAAAUCCAGCGACGACUCGUGGGUGAGCAACGGAACUUACCUGGACCUGCGAAGAGACCCCGGCUUCUCCAAGCUGGACAACCCCACCCUGUGGUGAAGGGACUUCUUCAGCCUCUCACUCUCUGCUGGCCCCUUUCUGGGACAAUCGAUGCCCAUUUAUCUCUCUAUAAAUAGCUGUACACGUAUUUAAGGGACGCCACCUAGAGCGAUGCGUCCGUGCUUGACCUAGACUCGUAAGUAUCCAAGAAUCCAUUUUCCUCAGUGGAUUUCUCUACGAUUCCAAUUGUUACCAGGAUGGUUUGUAUGAAGGUAGAAGACCUUAAUUUCUUUUUAUAUAUCGACUAUUUAAUAAAAUGAAAUCCUGAAUGUUAGAGGCUUGGGGAGAGGGAAGGGGAGAAGCUUUAACACUAACUUUCCAAAGGCUUCACAACAUUCAGAUGAAGCGGAUGCCUUAUUGAAUCCUGUCGAAAGGGGGAAAGACUCUCUCCCGGGCCUGUUGGGGAACGAGAAGAGGACCCACCCUGGGGGAGCCUCCCAAGCUGCAUUGGGUGGCUCAGCCAUCUUUUGGCCUCGGACUGCCGGGGAAUUGCCCCUCCUGGGUGAUUCUGUGCGGGCCAGGCGGAUGACUCUCUUCUCGUUGUUUUCUCUGGUGGGACGGUGGGGUGCCGAGAAGAAGAGAAUGUUCUUUUCAUUUAUUCUGGGUUUAGAACCUCCUGGAAGAGGUUGUCCAGUUGCCUUACACGCACAAUUUCCCCUGUUGUUCAAGCACUGGGAAUCCCCUCGCCCAAAGUCUUGGAUCAGUGGCCCAAAGCGGCCGUCGGAGAAGCCGUCACGGGGAAGAACAGAAGCUUUGGCCAGGACCGAAAGCGCCCCCCGCUUUCCUGUCCUCCCGAGACCCUCCCAGCCCACCAAUCGACCAACGUCUUAGUGUUUGGCGAUUUGAAAUCCGUUUGUAUCCACCACCUCGAUGGUUUCUAUCAACUCGAAACAGGGGAACUUUUUAAGAAAAACAAAAAACUUUGGCAAAUGUACCUGAUUGUUUUCCAUAACAGAUACGUUUUCUGAAAUACUCUUUCGGUAUUUUCUACCUCUUUCUUCUAAGUACCCUCUUCUCGAUCUUGUACAACGUGUUUGGUGACCAUCUGCCUUAUUGCGCCCCAAACGAUGGGCCCUCCAAUCCUCCUUUGAGCCCCCCGUUCUGUUCUGGUGACUCUAAGCGUCCGUCGCCCUCCCCGUUCUCUGCCUCCGUCCCUGUCACUACUUCCCACGUUCGGCAGCUGCCUCCGAGGAAGCACAGACCCGGGCCCCAGGGAGAGGCGGGCGGCCUUUUAGAGCGGCCGCCGAACGCUACUGUGCGCAAUAACGGAAAUGCGUGACCGAGCAACUGCCCACGUGCUCUUGGCAUCGGGCCUCGUCCAUUCAUAAGCUCUGCCCGAUCCACAGGCCAGGGCGGCGGGCGCUCAUCGGUGGGAAGGUUUCUGCAAAAAAUAAAAUAAAAUAAAACGUUUGACCGCUGUCAGAGCGGGUGGGCAUUUGACUUGCCAUGAAUAAUGGGUGAGAAAAAAUGCCAAAGUCUCCACGUGGGCCAUCAGCCACUUUGGAACGGGGAAACGUUUGGGAUGGGGCGGGCAGGGCUCUUUCCUUGGCCAAUGUCUGUCCGCAGAGCUUUCAGACAAUAAAAUCCUCAGUCGA
This is a messenger RNA of Gracilinanus agilis (Agile Gracile Mouse Opossum), 4145 nucleotides long. RefSeq names its product oxysterol binding protein like 3 (gene OSBPL3). The transcript is spliced from 21 exons. Lineage: Eukaryota; Metazoa; Chordata; Mammalia; Didelphimorphia; Didelphidae. The coding region runs from base 1 to 2550 and encodes 849 amino acids. Gene Ontology annotation, molecular function: cholesterol binding. The record is from RefSeq and is a predicted model, not a curated record. Gene Ontology annotation, cellular component: intracellular membrane-bounded organelle; cytosol; plasma membrane.